AUGGCGUCCAACCAUACAACCAUCCUCGCCGACAACAUAACUCUCAUAAACGACCUUCUCGCGGACCUUCUUCCUGAUGCGUGCAAUCCUCGGGCCAUGACAUUGGCUGUUGACCUUGAGGGCAUCGAUUUAUGUCGGCAUGGCAAAAUAUCUCUAGUUCAGAUCAUGUCGAGCGUUUCGGAAGUGGUGUGGUUAGUUGAUGUGACGACCCUUGGGAGCCAGGCGUUCGACCAUGUUGAUCCAUACGGAAGGACGCUGCGAAUGAUUUUGGAGGACACUGGAAUAAAGAAGGUCUUCUACGACGUCAGAAAUGACGCGGACGCACUAUACAACCUUUACGGCGUCAACCUCAUGGGUGUUUACGACCUUCAGCUCCUUGAGCUCGCGGUUCGCCACUCCUUGAGACGACAAACGAGGUUACUCAACGGACUCAGCAAAAGUAUAAAGAGCUAUCUCACACCUCCCGUGGAGUGGGAGCCAGUCAAGGAGGCGGGGUCAAGGCUUUUUAAGCCGGAAUUUGGAGGGUCUUAUUCAGUCUUCGAAGAAAGGCCUUUAGAUCCGCGUAUCGUCGCGUACUGUGCGCAGGACGUUACCUUGCUCUUCGCACUUGAAGAGACAUUGAGGAGGAGUUUUGGACGCUUCGGGAGCAAUUGGGAAGAUAGAAUCGUCGCUGGUUCGGCCCUCAGAGUGUCAUUGGCAAAAGGAGCAUACGAAGGAAAAGGCAGGCACAUGGCCUUAGCCCCAGUCCUCUAGAUCUUUAGCAUACUUUGUCGCGUUGGCUCGAAUUGAUA
Messenger RNA from Laccaria bicolor S238N-H82, 791 nucleotides. RefSeq lists its product as uncharacterized. The transcript has 2 exons. Gene Ontology annotation, biological process: nucleobase-containing compound metabolic process. Gene Ontology annotation, molecular function: nucleic acid binding; 3'-5' exonuclease activity. The record is from RefSeq and is a predicted model, not a curated record. NCBI's taxonomy places the organism in Eukaryota, Fungi, Basidiomycota, Agaricomycetes, Agaricales, Hydnangiaceae. Bases 1 to 753 code for a protein of 250 amino acids.